Anoplopoma fimbria (sablefish) is the source of this 1887-nucleotide messenger RNA. RefSeq names its product hydroperoxide isomerase ALOXE3-like. The record is from RefSeq and is a predicted model, not a curated record. Gene Ontology annotation, molecular function: oxidoreductase activity, acting on single donors with incorporation of molecular oxygen, incorporation of two atoms of oxygen; iron ion binding; protein binding. The coding region runs from base 1 to 1887 and encodes 628 amino acids. The transcript is spliced from 13 exons. Lineage: Eukaryota; Metazoa; Chordata; Actinopteri; Perciformes; Anoplopomatidae. Gene Ontology annotation, biological process: linoleic acid metabolic process; lipid oxidation.
AUGGCUGAGUACAAGCUAGAAGUGACAACAGGGAACAUGACAAAUGCCAGCACAUUUGAUCACAUACACGUAACCGUAAUUGGAACUGGAGGGGAGAGUGAGCGGACUGAAUUGGAUAACUACGGUGCAGAUUUUAAAACUGGGACGACAGGGACCUACAUCAUCAAAAGCAGUCUGUCUCUGGGGAAACUUCUGCUGGUCAAGGUGGAGAAAGACCCUUUCUUGUUUCUCCCAGAAAAUGAGUGGUACCUCUCUAAAAUAGUGGUGACGACUCCAGAAGGAGAAGCCGUUCUUUUCCCCUGUUACAGAUGGAUCUCCAGAGGAGAACUGGUGGAGCUGAGAGGAGGGAGAGCCUUGAAGGGUUUUGAGGAAGACCAUCCCUUGUUGAUUGACCACCGCAAAAAAGAGCUGAUUCUGAAAAGGAGAUUCUACCAUGGCAUUGAACUCAAGCUCAAGGGGCUAUAUGGAUCGACUGAAAAAUGGGAAAGCAUUGAAGACAUGAAAAAAAUCUUUUGGCAGAAAAAGACAACAAUGUCAGAGUAUGUUGCAGAGCACUGGAAGGAAGAUGAUUUUUAUGGAUCCCAGUUUCUGAACGCAGUCAAUCCAAAUGUGAUCAAGCGCUGCUCAGAGCUUCCCCCAAACUUUCCAGUCACAGAGGAGAUGGUGAAGCCGUUCCUGGAAGAGGGAAGCUCUCUGCAGGAGGAAAUGAAGAAAGGCAAUAUAUUCCUCUAUGACCAGAAGAAGAUGGAUGGAAUACCCCCUAGAGCCUAUAAUGGUGAACCUCUGCACGUGACUGCUGGUCUCUGUUUGCUCUACUCGAACCCAGAAAACAAACUGAUGCCCAUUGCAAUACAGUUGCAUCAACAACCUUCUGCGGAGAACCCCAUCUUUGUGCCCAGUGACCCGGAGACUGACUGGCUGCUUGCCAAGAUGUUUAUUAAAAAUGCAGAUUUCAUGGACCAUCAAGCAGUCCAGCACCUCAUGAAAACUCACUUUCUGGCAGAGGUCUAUACUCUUUCCGCUCUCCGCAGCUUCUCUGUGGUUCAUCCCCUCUAUAAGCUGCUGUUUCCACACUUCCGGUACACUCUGUACAUAAACACUAGAAGCCGCACAACUCUUUUGGGACCUGACGGGGCUUUAAGUAUAAGUUCACUUGGAUUUGACGGAAUGACAGAGCUCAUGAGAAGGGCUCUCUCCGAAACGACCUACAGCUCCCUCUGUCUGCCAGAGAACAUCACUGCACGAGGACUGGAAUCAAUCCCCAACUUCUACUACAGAGAUGAUGGCCUGAAGCUGUGGAACAUCAUCAACAGCUUUGUGCAGGCAGUAGUGGAGUACUACUAUCCUUCAGACAGUGAAGUGCGUAAAGACACUGAGCUGCAGGAAUGGAUCAGUGAGAUAUUCACACAUGGCUUCUUAGGAAACAAAGCCUCAGGGUGUCCAGCAAGCUUUCAAACUGUCAAGGAGGUGAUCAAAUUCAUCACCAUGGUGAUCUUCACAGUGACGGCUCAACAUGCUGCAGUAAACAAUGGGCAGUUCGACUACUGCUCCUGGAUACCCAAUGCCUCACUUCUGCUGCGCAAUCCUCCUCCAACCACUAAGGGGCAGUCAAGCAUGAAGACAAUUUUGGAGACCCUCCCAAAUGUUGGCGAGACGAGCAGCUUUAGAGCACAGGGUUGGAUACUUACAGAGAAGUACACUGACAUGGUUCCCAUGGGUACAUACCCCGAAGAACGAUUCGAUGAGCCUGCCCCAAAGCAGAUGAUUAAGGAGUUUCAAGCAGAGUUGUCCUACUUUAGUGAAACAAUUGUAGCAAGAAACUUGCAGCUUGAACUACCCUACACUUACCUGAACCCUACUCAGAUUGAGAACAGUAUUACUAUUUAA